AUGGCUCAGAGAGGAGUUCAGAUGGAGAAAAUCUCCUGUCCAAUCUGCAUGGAUCUACUGAAGGAUCCAGUGACUAUUCCCUGUGGACACAGCUACUGUAUGAACUGUAUUAAAACCAACUGGGAAGGAGAGGACUAUAAAAGACUCUACAGCUGCCCUCAGUGCAGGAAAACCUUCAAACCGAGGCCCAUCCUGGAGAAGAACAUUAUGUUGGCUGAGUUGGUGAAGGAAAUGAAGGAGACUGGGCACCAGACUGCUACUGCUGAUCACUGCUAUGCUGGACCUGAAGAUGUGGCCUGUGAUGUCUGCACUGGGAGGAAGAUGAAAGCUGUCAAGUCCUGUCUGGUCUGUUUGGCAUCUUAUUGUGAAGAAGAUCUCAAACCUCAUUAUAUUGCUCCCCCUUUAAAGAAACAUAAGCUGGUGGACCCCUCUAAGAAGCUCCAGGAUAACAUCUCUUCCCAUCAUGAUGAGGUAAUGAAGAUGUUUAUGGGUGGUCAAGAGACUGUUUCACCAGAAGCAGAAAGGACUGAGAAGCAGACGGAGCUCCAGGUGAGUCGACAACAAAUCCAGCACAGAAUCCAGGACCAAGAGAAAGAUCUGAAGCUGCUUCAACAGGAGGUGGAGGCCACCAAUGUCUCUGCUGAUAAAGCAGUGGAGGACAGUGAGAAGAUCUUCACUGAGCUGAUCCAUCUCAUCCAGAAAAGAAGCUCUGAUGUGAAGCAGCAGAUCAGAUCUCAGCAGGAAACUGAAGUGAGUCGAGUCAAAGAUCUUCAGGAGAAGCUGGAGCAGAAGAUCACUGAGCUGAAGAGAAAAGAUGCUGAACUGGAGCAGCUCUCAAAGACAGAGGAUCACAACCAGUUUCUCCACAACUACCCCUCACUGUCAGCACUCAGUGAGUCUACACACUCAUCCAGCAUCAAUAUUCAUCCUCUGAGAUACUUUGAGGAUGUGACAGCAGCUGUGUCAGAGCUCAGAGAUAAACUACAGGACCUCCUGAGAGACAGAGGGACAAACGUCUCACUGGCAGUCACUGAGGUGGAGGUUAUACGGUCAGAACCAGAACCAAAGACCAGAGUGGAAUUCUUAGAAUAUUCACAAGAAAUCACUCUGGAUCCAAACACAACAAACAGGAAGUUGUUAUUAUCUGAGGGGAACAGAAAAGUAACAAGAAUGAACCAACAACAAUCUUAUCCUGAUCAUCCAGACAGAUUCACUUAUUGUCAUCAGGUCCUGAGUAGAGAGAGUCUGACUGGACGUUGCUACUGGGAGGUGGAGAGGAGAGGAAGAGGAGUUUAUGUAGCAGUGUCAUACAAAAAUGUCGGCAGUGCAGAAUGGUUUGGAUUCAAUGACAAAUCUUGGUCAUUAUAUUGUUACACAAAUAGUUAUACAUUCCAUCACAACAACACUGGAAUUUCAGUAUCAGGUCCAGUUUCCUCCAGACUAGGAGUGUAUCUGGACCACAGAGCAGGUGUUCUGUCUUUCUACAACGUCUCUGAAACCAUGACUCUCCUCAACAGAGUCCAGACCACAUUCACUCAGCCUCUACAUGCUGGGAUUGGAUUUUACUCCUCUUUUUGUUCUAGUAUAGACUCUGCUGAGUUCAUUAAACUGAAAUAGUCAGAACUGAUCUGAGGUCCAGUUGGUUAAAAUGUUUAUUUUAGUUCCAGUUUCUUUAGUCUCCAUCAUUAUUGCUGAGAGCUCAUUGUUGUGUCAUG
Girardinichthys multiradiatus is the source of this 1715-nucleotide messenger RNA. Its product is annotated as tripartite motif-containing protein 16-like. NCBI's taxonomy places the organism in Eukaryota, Metazoa, Chordata, Actinopteri, Cyprinodontiformes, Goodeidae. The transcript has a single exon. The record is from RefSeq and is a predicted model, not a curated record. Gene Ontology annotation, molecular function: protein binding. Bases 1 to 1617 code for a protein of 538 amino acids.